Molecule: messenger RNA, 738 nt
Organism: Aspergillus ochraceoroseus IBT 24754
Lineage: Eukaryota; Fungi; Ascomycota; Eurotiomycetes; Eurotiales; Aspergillaceae
Product: dolichyl-phosphate beta-D-mannosyltransferase
Exons: 2
Coding region: 1-738 (245 amino acids)
Biological process (GO): protein O-linked glycosylation via mannose; GPI anchor biosynthetic process
Cellular component (GO): endoplasmic reticulum membrane
Molecular function (GO): dolichyl-phosphate beta-D-mannosyltransferase activity
Source: RefSeq, a predicted model, not a curated record
AUGAGCGCAAAUAGCAACAAGUACUCUGUCAUUCUCCCAACCUACAAUGAGCGGAAGAACCUCCCUAUCAUAUGCUGGCUCCUGGAGCGCACAUUUCGAGAGAACAACCUAGACUGGGAAGUUAUCAUCGUCGACGACGGCUCCCCCGAUGGCACCCUCGAAGUCGCCAAACAACUCCAGAAAGUCUGGGGCCCCGAACACAUCAUCCUGAAGCCUCGCGCAGGCAAGCUCGGCCUGGGAACUGCCUACGUCCAUGGCCUGCAGUUCGUCAGCGGCAACUACGUGAUCAUCAUGGAUGCCGACUUUAGCCACCACCCGAAAUUCAUCCCAGAGAUGAUCCGCAUCCAGAAGGAGACGGACGCUGAUAUUGUGACCGGUACACGGUACGCCAACCGCGGAGAUAUCAAGGGCGGUGUUUAUGGAUGGGAUCUGUUCCGGAAGUUCACGUCGCGCACGGCCAACCUCAUUGCGGAUGUGAUGCUCAUGCCUGGCGUGAGCGAUUUGACUGGCAGCUUUAGGCUGUACAAGAAGAGCGUGCUGGAAAAGGUUAUCUCUAGUACCCAGAGUAAGGGGUAUAGUUUCCAGAUGGAGAUGAUGGUCCGGGCAAAGGCCAUGGGUUUCAAGGUUGCUGAGUGUCCGAUUACUUUUGUGGAUCGGUUGUAUGGAGAGAGUAAGUUGGGAGGCCAUGAGAUUGUGGAGUAUCUUAAGGGAGUGUUUACCUUGUGGUUGAAGGUUUGA